Messenger RNA from Cucurbita maxima (winter squash), 1490 nucleotides. RefSeq lists its product as uncharacterized. Bases 308 to 1246 code for a protein of 312 amino acids. The transcript has a single exon. The record is from RefSeq and is a predicted model, not a curated record. NCBI's taxonomy places the organism in Eukaryota, Viridiplantae, Streptophyta, Magnoliopsida, Cucurbitales, Cucurbitaceae.
UUAAUUAUGCUGUUGGAAUUAAUCAAAAUAGAAAACUAUAUUUUUUUUUAGUACAAAAAACUCUCUUUCUCUCUCGUUUCUCGCCGUUUCGCUUAGACCAUUUCUCCGUCUUCUGCAUAAUCCGGCUCUUCUUCUUCUUCUUCUUCUUUAUCCUUCUCCGGUGGAUUUCUCCGGCUCCGGCGACGCCCGAAACAAACGCUGCAGAUCAUCUCUUUACUCGUUACGCACUAUUCAAAUCCAACCAUGUCCGUAAGCUUUCGGAUCUGAAUCAGAUUCUAAAUCUGUGUUCUGAGAAAGUGAAAGAACAAUGGCUGCUAUGAUAUUCCAUGUCUUCUCAUCGGCGGCGCUGCUGUCGCUCGGGCUCUACCACAUCGUCUCCGUUACGCUCAAUUUCCUUAAGUUCCCUCAGACCUACUCCGCUAGGCCCUACCAUCCCUUCCCGCCUUCCUCUUCACGUCAGCUUCAGCUUCAUCUUCCCCUUCACUACGGCCUCCGGUACCUGCAACUCUACCUCGCAAUCCCUUGCCUCAUUAUCGCCUUUGCUCAUCAGGCCAUUGUCGCCGCCGACCCUGACCCUCUCCUCAAGGGCAGCACCCCCGUCCACUACUUCAUCUCUCUCCAAUCCGCCGCUGUUAUUUUCCUCUUCCUCAUCUUUACUCUCGCUCUUCUCCUCUCCGAUUCCACCUCUCUUCUCCCUCUCCCUUCCGAUCUCUUUUUUGCCCUAGCUUCCGCCUUAUUCUUCUUGCAAUUUUCCGUUUCGUCAUCGGCUGCCUCUGUCCAGACCUCCGAUCUUCAAGCGAAAUGCGAUUCCGUCUCCGGUAAAAUCUCUGCUCUGGCGUCCUUCAUCUGCCUGGUCCUUGCUUGCUUGCCGAGGCUCUUCGUGGCCGAUAUGGGUUUGGGGGCGACUUUCUUCCUCCAGGGUCUUUGGAUGCUUCAAACGGGGCUUUCGCUCUAUGUUGAGGCCUUCAUUCCUGAAGGGUGUCACAGGUUGCUUGACGUGGUGAACGGCGUGGAGGGAUCCACCAAAUGCGAUUUGGAGGAAUCCCGGCUCAGGGCUGUUGCCAUUUUGGAUCUGGCUUUGCUGAUCCACGUUAUGUUUGUUCUGCUGAUUGUGAUACUCAUUUAUGCUGUCAUUGCCAAGAUUGUUGGCGUAAGGAGAGUUGGGUCUUACGAAGCUUUACCAGCUACUGCCAUGGGGGAAAACAAUCAUAUACAGAUGAAAGAAUUGACGGGCACCCAGGCUUAAUCCUCUUUAUUUGGUUGGCUUAUUUCUUUAUCUUUGUUCUUCAACUCUUGUUCUUGUUCUAGCUGCGCACGGCUGGUUAUUGCAAUCAAAGAUUUUGUGCAAUUUUUUUUUUUUGUUAUGUGCCUCUCGGUUUGGUAUCAAUGGAAUGUCCUCUGUAUAAUCUGAUCCUGACCCCCCCCUUCCCUACCGAACCUUUUUGCAAAUGAUUAUUCAGUAGCUAGAUUUGAGGGUUUACAGCAAUCAA